Messenger RNA from Plenodomus lingam JN3, 249 nucleotides. NCBI's taxonomy places the organism in Eukaryota, Fungi, Ascomycota, Dothideomycetes, Pleosporales, Leptosphaeriaceae. The record is from RefSeq and is a predicted model, not a curated record.
AUGUAUUCUCCGAUCCGCGAAGCAAACGCUGAGUCCUGCACUUUUCACUCUUGGGAACGGCCACUGUGUGUGGGUGUGGUAUUUGGCGGCACCACCAUGGACGAUGUACAAUGGCCAGAUCAAAGACUGGAGAUUGGAGGCUUUGAGGUAGGGCCAAUAUCAUUCCCUCUGUACAUAGUGCGUGGUGAGCGGCUUGGUUCCAUUGCAGGGGAUGGGGGAGCCAGACGGGAGCCGGGAAUAGUCACAUGA